Oncorhynchus gorbuscha (pink salmon) is the source of this 2367-nucleotide messenger RNA. RefSeq names its product dnaJ homolog subfamily B member 5-like. The coding region runs from base 377 to 1525 and encodes 382 amino acids. Gene Ontology annotation, biological process: negative regulation of transcription by RNA polymerase II. The record is from RefSeq and is a predicted model, not a curated record. NCBI's taxonomy places the organism in Eukaryota, Metazoa, Chordata, Actinopteri, Salmoniformes, Salmonidae. Gene Ontology annotation, cellular component: cytosol. The transcript is spliced from 4 exons. Gene Ontology annotation, molecular function: protein-folding chaperone binding.
GCAAACCUAGACGGUUCUGAGGAUUCAACUCACUGGUCGUGACUGCUCGUGAGCUUUCUGCUAAGAAUCCCGGAAACGAGUCUCAACAAGGAGAAGGAGGCGGUUACAUCCGCAUGAUCAUGAAGCGAACGCCAAUGGUCUCGCGGAGGAAUCGGUAGCCAAGGUAUUCCCUCUUGUGCGUAGGAAAAUGGGCGGUUUUGGGGAAAGCUCGGUCACGCUGCGUGGGUGUUGAGUGUAUAGUAAAGGGCUGCCACGGCAGUAUUUAGCACAGUCUGCAGUCAGCCGCUCAGUCAACCAACAGCCCAACCACAGCUAAAACAGCUAAGAGCUUUUCAGCACCAAGAAACAGCGGACAGCUCCUCAAUAAGCGAACACUAUGGUUCUGAUCUGGACCCAGUUUGGAGUGAAAACCAAAAAUGGCAAGUGCAAGGUCCGCGUUAUGAACAGGAAUGACAGCUCGGGCUCUUCAUCAGGGGAGAACCAGAAGGACCAAGAGGUUCCCGUUCUGUCCAGGCCUAUGGGGAAGGAUUUCUACAAGGUCCUGGGUGUCGAGUCUGACUCCAAUGAAGACGAAAUCAAGAAGGCAUACAGGAAGAUGGCCCUGAAGUUUCACCCCGACAAGAACAGCGCUGCGGACGCCGCGGACAAGUUUAAGGAGAUUGCAGAAGCUUAUGAGAUUCUGACCGACUCCAAGAAAAGGGUCAUCUAUGAUCAGUUUGGAGAAGAAGGUCUCAAGAACGGAGGCGGGGUGUCCAUGGCAGGCAAAGAGAACAACCCCCAUCACUAUAGUUACCACGGCGAUGCCCACGAGACCUUCUCAACAUUCUUCCAGGGCUCCGACCACUUCGACAUCUUCUUCGGGCCCGACGGCGAGGAGGAGCUUUUCAAUCCCUUUAACCGUUUCACCUUCAGCAAAGGUGGUGGUUACCAUGGUAACUACGGCCCCAACGGUGAGAAACUUCGUCGCGGGCGACGGCAGGGCGUGGCGGUGGUGCACGACCUCCUGGUGACCCUAGAAGAGGUGUUCCACGGCUGCUCUAAGCACAUGAAGAUCACGCGGCACCGCCUCAACCCAGACGGCCGCAGCCUUCGCACUGAGGACAAGGUCCUGAACGUGGUGGUGAAAAAGGGAUGGAAGGAGGGUACCAAGAUCACCUUUCCCAGAGAGGGUGACGAGACGGCCAAUAGCAAACCCGCUGACGUGGCCUUCAUCCUCAAGGACAAGAAACACCCCAACUACAAGAGGGACGGGUCCAACAUAGUCUAUACGGCAAAGAUCACCCUCAAAGAAGCUCUAUGUGGAUGCACAGUCAAUGUCCCCACCCUCGACAACAGAACAAUGCCACUACCGUGCAGUGACGUCAUCAAGCCCGGCGCCAUUCGGCGGCUGAGGGGCGAGGGGCUGCCCCAUGCCAAGACCCCCACCACACGUGGCGACCUGGUGGUGGAGUUCCAGGUGGCCUUCCCUGACAGGAUCCCUCCCCAGUCCAAAGAGAUCAUCAAACACAGCCUCAUUGGGUGCUAACAUGCUAUCGAGCUAACAACCACAACAGCUAGCCGAUACAAUCACAGCCUUGCUAGGUGCUAUGACAAUCCAGCACAGCUGGAGACAAUGGCAGGAAUGGAAUCUUUAAAACAUAUAUACCUUUUUGAUUAUAGGCACUAUUCAUCAUCUACAAUGCCACAGGGGAAAAGGUUUACAGUUUAACAGGCCAAUGGACUCCUGAGUGUCUGGGCACGUUUUCUGACUGACUGACUAGCCUUUCUCUUGAAUGAAAAAUGGUAGAGGUACUCUUACUGUGUUGCCUAUAUCAAGAAUGUGGUAUGCCAAUAGAGUCAUUCGACUCAUUAGAGAAGCCUGAGGCCUGAUUGUCACGUGGCAAAAUUAUUCUACCAGUUGUAUGGUGUUCAUAUGUCUGCACUUUUACAUUGAUUUAUUACAAUAAAUAAACAAAUAUGUACUUGUGUACAAGACUGUACUAAUGUACAAAUAUAGUUAUAACUGUCUCUAAAAGAGAUUAAUUUGUCAAAUGUUCAACUGAAUCAUUUGAAACAUUUGUAUAUAUUUGUGCUUUAACUUAUACCAGAUGUUAAUGUAUUAUUCGAAAUUGACAAAUGGACAAAGAAAAGCAUGUUAAAUAAAUGAAAAUAACUGAAUUUUAAAAAAAAGGUUCUGUUUUAUUGUUUUAUUAAAAUGUUCAACACUGGUCAUGAACUAUGAUUCGGGAUAAGAAUAAGCAUGUCCAUAUCACAAAAGGAAAUGUGAAAUACACUGAACAAAACAAAAAAUACAUUCAGCAUGCAAUUUAAAAGAUUUUACUGAGUUACAGUUCAUAUAAGGAAAACAGUCAAUUGAAAUAAAUUCAU